Molecule: messenger RNA, 356 nt
Organism: Paramecium primaurelia
Lineage: Eukaryota; Ciliophora; Oligohymenophorea; Peniculida; Parameciidae
Source: the annotation of a GenBank genome assembly
AUGGCACAAAAUGAUUCUGAAGCAACGAAAUAAUCUAAUGAACUCCUAUCCGAUUCAAAGAAAAUCAUGAAAAAAUAAGGACACUGGAAUGAAAUAGAACAUAAAACUUAUCUUAAAUUUCUUUAAGAUAAUAAAAAUCAUACUAAAGGAUAAAGAUUAUUUAAGAAAAUGAGUUAAAUUGUAGGCACAAGGACUCCAAGUUAGUGUAGGUAUAUUAGAACACUAUAAGAUCGCAUCAUCAAAAAUUCAAUCCGUAAAAGACUAAGUGCCUUUCAGAAACGGGUAUUUUGAGAUCCAAACAGUAUGCUCGACAAUAUUUUGCUUAACAUAAAACACAAGACAAUGAUAGUGAAUGA